AUGAUGAAAUCUCUAUGCUUGUUACUCUGUCUCCUGUUUUCUGCCCAAGCCCAGUACUACAGCCAUCAACAAAGACAACAGACCCCAACCCAGCCAAUCCCAGCCGUCUACUACUAUCCGAAACCUUGCUUUGAAUGCAAGUCUCCUCUUGUGACCGUUGUGCAAAUUCCCUCGGCUUACAAGGAUAUCUCUUCGGAAACUAUCCAACAGUACCUUCAGCAACAGCUUUUCCUUCAAUCGAUGGGAUUGGGCUCGCUUGGGUUCUCCCCGAUGAUGAUGGGGUUAAGCGGGGGAAUGGGCGGUGGUGGAAUGAGUGGAGGACAACAAGGUCUCACUCAACCUCUCCAAAUGAUGGCUAUGAUGCAUUUGAUGCAGUCACAAGGAAUGAGCUACUAUCAACAAAUGCAAAUGUUGGCAAUGAUGCAGAUGGCAAAACACGGCAGUAAAUACUAUCAACAACAAUUAGAACGAUUCAUGGGUGACCCUGAUGAGCCUCAAAAAGCGUCACCACAAAUGAGAAAAGGACUUGAGAGCACGACACAGAAAACGAUUGUUGUGGCGGAAGCCGUCCAAGUCACUCGACCGCCAUCCACUCGUCUCAUCCUAGCUCAACCAGCCUAUAAUAAACGUUCA
Messenger RNA from Mesorhabditis belari, 633 nucleotides. The record is from the annotation of a GenBank genome assembly. Lineage: Eukaryota; Metazoa; Nematoda; Chromadorea; Rhabditida; Rhabditidae.